UGUGUGUGUGUGUGUGUGUGUGUGUGUGUGUGUGUGUGUGCUGUCGCUCUCUGCUCUGUCUCGAGCUGCUGUCGGGCUGUUUUUCCUCCGGACUCUGAUUGAAGGACAAUGCCCCCCUCAAGCAGCAGAACUCCCUCUGCUCCUCUUCAAGAUUAUUACCUGACAUGAAGGACUGAAGGCUGAGGACGCAGCACCCCCUGCUGGACUCCUGCUACAGCUGCAGGCCAUGGCUGAGCCCAGCUACUCUGACCUGAUCGCCAAACACUACAACUACACCGGCAAGUUCCGCAAGACGCAGCAGGACUCGGGUCUGAAGGCCGACUCUGUGGUCUUCAUCAUCGUGUGCUGCUUCAUAAUCCUGGAGAACAUCCUGGUCUUGACCACCAUCUGGCGGACCAAGAAGUUCCACAAGCCCAUGUACUACUUCAUCGGGAACCUGGCGCUAUCCGACCUGCUUGCCGGCGUUGUCUACACCGCCAACAUCUUGCUGUCGGGUGCCAACACGUACAAGCUGACACCCACGCAGUGGUUCUUCAGGGAGGGUAGCAUGUUUGUGGCGCUGGCGGCGUCCGUCUUCAGCCUGCUGGCCAUCGCCAUUGAGCGCCAUCUCACCAUGCUGAAGAUGAAACUGCACAACAACGGCAACACCUGCCGCGUCUUCCUGCUCAUCAGCACUGUGUGGAUGAUCGCGGCGGUGCUGGGCGGCCUGCCGGUGAUGGGCUGGAACUGCAUCCGGAGCAUGACGCAGUGCUCCACCGUGCUGCCGCUCUACCACAAGACCUACAUCCUGUUCUGCACCUCUGUCUUCAGCAUCAUCCUCAUGGCCAUCGUGGUGCUCUAUGCUCGCAUCUACGCACUGGUGCGCACUCGCAGCCGCAAACUCGUCUUCCGCAAAGUGUCCAACGGCCGUGGCAACUCUGGUGCCAACAUCAAGAGCUCGGAGAAGUCGAUGGCACUGCUGAAGACCGUAAUCAUCGUCCUGAGCUGCUUCAUUGCCUGCUGGGCACCGCUCUUCAUCCUGCUGCUGCUGGACGCCGCCUGCGAAACCCUGAGCUGUCCGAUCCUGUACAAAGCAGAGUGGUUCCUGGCGCUCGCCGUUCUCAACUCUGCUAUGAACCCGCUCAUCUACACGCUGACGAGCAACGAGAUGCGUCGUGCGUUCCUCAAGACGCUGCUGUGCUGCACCGCCUGCAUCCGGCCAAGCGGCAAGUUCACAGGGCCAAUCAUGGGGGCGGAGUUCAGUCGCAGCAAGUCAGAUAACUCCUCCCACCCCAACAAGGAGGAGGUGGAGCAUUCACCAAGGGAGACGACGGCGGCGUCCUCAGGGAACGUCACGUCAUCCUAAAUGCUCGGCCGUGAGUGAAUUGUAGAGCGUCAGACGUAGAGUUGGUGUUUGUACAGGAAACAGGUGUGAAUGGCGCCCAGUGGCGUCGUCAUGGACCGAUCUGAACCCGCAGCUGAUCAGGACUCACAGCACUUAUGGAAACUUUCUAACUGGUUAAACUGGGACCAGUGAACCCUCAGGUAGAGAGGGUCCACACUUUGUAAGAAGCUCUCACCUGUAACAUGUCAUCGAGUCAGUCAGGACGCAUCAACACACCUUCAGGACGGCCGGCUGGUUUAACUGCUGGAUCUCUGGAGGAUUUCAGCUUCAUCCCACCUGCUGAUGUGGAUCACGGUAGUUCUGGUCCAUUCAGGGCUCAGAAUCAAGUCCUCAUGAUGCUGGACGGUUUCCCUGACUGGGUCUGAAAGCACGAUGAAGGUUUAGAGCAGCUGUAAUGAUGAAGACAGAUCUGAGCUUCAGAGAAAGCGUUACUGAUCCUCGUAGAAGAACAAUCCGACUUUUUACUGACCCUCUAAGAUCAACUAGACCCUGUAGCACUUAAACACACAGCCGUCCAAUAUUUAAGAAAUGCAAGUUAAUUCAUUUUUUCCUCCACCUCCCUUAAAGAAAUCACAUGAUUUCAGAGCUCAGGUGCUUCUCAUGAACUGAAGGUUUGCCAGAAUUUAUAUUUAAAAUUUCUGUUUGAAAAAGAAAGAAAGGCUCAGAGAAAAGCUGCAAAAUCAAAACUACGUAUGAACAUUCCCACCGUCCUGAAACUAAACCCGCGUCCACGUCGGCAGCUCACGCUUGGAUUUUAUGCAGAAGAAGAAGGCGAUGUGCUGAAACACUGAUUUUUAAACAAAUGCAUCUAAUGUCUCAAAGAAGCACCUGAACUUUGAAUUUGUGUUUUUUAUGACAUGUUUGUAAAAAGUUAACUGUGUAAAAGUUGUAGAAACUGUUGGUCAGAAUGUAUUUUCUACUUCCUGUCUGUACUGUUCCUGUCGGUGGUGACGUCAUUGUAGUUGAAUUAAUUUAUAUUUGAAACCAGGAAGAAAAAACAGCAUUUUGCUUGUCAGAUAAAUGAAAAAAGGUUAGGUUAGGGUUAGGGUUAGAUGUUUCAUGAAAUGUUUCAGAAAUAUGGAAGCUCAUUAAUGCCAAGAAGAAAUAUCAAAAGAUAAAAUAAAGUGAGGAACAAUUAAAAAAUAAAACCGUCAAUAGUGUCUCAGAAUUAAAACAAUGUUUAUAUUUAGAGAAAAAGAUUCAAAAUUUGUUCUUGACCUUGAAAACAAGUAGAGAAAAUGAAUCUCACCUUCUGGAGCUUUUGAUCAUCACAUGAUCUUUGUAAGCAGGUACAAACUCUUUAAAGCCAACAUGGAUGAGAAGUCCUGAAAGUGCUCAGAAAAAACAGGAAAAAUCUACAAUGACAGCUGCAAUAACUCACGAGGAUCAUGUGAUGUGACUGAGAACGCCAGGACGUCCUCUGAAAGGAACUCACGGUGAACUCAGAUGACUUACCAAGUAAAAACUGAUACUAAGCAGGUCAUAUUUUAGACAAACUGAUUUGUAUUUUUGCUGCUCAGAA
Molecule: messenger RNA, 2906 nt
Organism: Chelmon rostratus (copperband butterflyfish)
Lineage: Eukaryota; Metazoa; Chordata; Actinopteri; Chaetodontiformes; Chaetodontidae
Gene: s1pr1
Product: sphingosine-1-phosphate receptor 1
Exons: 2
Coding region: 227-1345 (372 amino acids)
Biological process (GO): sphingosine-1-phosphate receptor signaling pathway; angiogenesis
Cellular component (GO): membrane
Molecular function (GO): sphingosine-1-phosphate receptor activity
Source: RefSeq, a predicted model, not a curated record